CCCCACACAAAUAUUUCUAGUUGCAUGUCCUUGCCGCGUGUGGUCUGGGUACCGCGCGCAGUUAUCAUGGCGCUCCGAAGACUUGCAACUUGGUCUUGGAAGCAGGGUCAAUUUCCAGGCUUUCGGACGGCAUUAUGUGCAGAGCGAUUAGCAGCUGUUAGUAGAACAAGUGGGCCAGUGCUUCAAUCUCGACCUUUGACCUCCGACGGAUCAUCUUCGGAGGAGAAACUUGCCGCAGAGGCCUCUCGGCGAAGUCGGGACAAGCCCAACGUCUUCCAAAAGAUCAUCGAUAGAGAAAUCAAGGCAGAUACAAUCUAUGAAGAUGAACAGUGUAUGGCCUUCCGAGAUGUUAAUCCAGUUGCACCGGUUCACAUAAUUGUCAUCCCACGCAAGCCGAUUCCUUGCCUGAGUGAAUCCAGCGAUGCCGAUGCGCCUCUUCUUGGCCAUCUUAUGACUGUUGCACGUAAAGUAGCAGCACUUGAAGAACUAAAAGAUGGUUUUAGGAUUGUUUUGAAUGACGGUCGCCAUGGUUCCCAGUCUAUCUACCAUCUCCAUGUCCAUGUCAUCGGAGGUCGACAGAUGCGCUGGCCACCAGGCUAACGUGUGGCAACCAGGCUAUCAUGAUUGGCCACACACUGAUAAUAGAGGGCUCCUUGAGAAUGCAUGACCACUGAAGUCGUAGGAGAACAACUUAUUUUGCAGGAUGUGAUUUUGGGUUGUUAAUCCAUAUGUGAUUGGUUGUCGUGGAUUUUGUAUAAAACUGGAAUUUUGUGAUUUAAUUGACGAACGCGGUACUAAACCAUAAAGUAUGGGUCAAAAUGAGAUUUUGGCUUAACAAACGGAGAUUAUAACGUCUGACAGUUGUUGAAAUUACAGCACGGAGCAUAAAGCCCGUAUAGCAAUGUUCUAUACAGAUUGUGCCCACCUUUGAUCUCCGUUGCAUAUCAAGUCUUUAGUUUUGUUAUGAAUAAUGAUGUACCCCUAAGAGCUGUUUACACAGAAAUCAUGUGAUAUUAAUGUUGAGAAUAUUGUUUCAAUUUGUUUGUAAAUAAUUCCUCUAUCGUGGCAAUGUUUUCCCAAAUCAGAAGGUCAUUUUCCAAAAGAUGUAACCAACAAGUUGUUCAUUUUUGAUUUGACUCAGAAAAAAAGUCUUUUGGGCAAUUUUAAGUUGGGGUUUUUUUUUCAGAGCCUUGCAGAUUUUUAUUUCACCAUCCUUGCCACAAAACAAAUAAUUAUGCUUGUACAUGUAGUAACUAGUACAGCAAAUGUACAUUGAGGUCAGCUUAAACAACUCGCAUUUAAAAUAUCAGAGUGCAGGAAUUGUUCCUUAAUUCAGUGAAAGUUGACACACUGCUGUAGUGAGCAUGGUGAGUGAGGAGUCUGUCCGAUUCCAAGCCAUGAUAGUAAAUAACUUGGCUAUCGCUUGCAGUUACAUUUGUGCCUAUGGCUGCGGCUGUAGCCACUUCCCAUAGGCUCAUGUGUUACAGCUAGCCAUAGCCAGGUCAUUUUGGAGGCAGUCUGUGUUCAAAUUACUUGGCUACGGCUUGAAAUUACACACAUGUCUAUGGCUGUGGCUGCAGCCACAUCCCAUAGAUUUGUGUGUUACAGCUAGCCGUAGCCAGGUCAUUUGGAGGCAGUCUGUGUUCAAAUUACUUGGCUAUGGCUUGAAAUUACACACACGUCUAUGGCUGCGGCUGAAGCAACAUCCCAUCGACUUGUGUGUUACUGCUAGCCGUAGCCAGGUCAUUUGGAGGCAGUCUGUGUUCAAAUUACUUGGCUAUGGCUUGAAAUUACACACAUGUCUAUGGCUGCGGCUGAAGCAACAUCCCAUCGACUUGUGUGUUACAGCUAGCCGUAGCCAAGUCAUUUGGAAGCAGUCUGUGUCCAAAUUACUUGGCUACGGCUUGAAAUUACACACACGUCUAUGGCUGCGGCUGCAGCCACUUCCCAUAGACUCGUGUGUAAUUUCAAGCCGUAGCCAAGUACGUAAUUUGGACACAGCCUCAGUCCAAGUUGUCAGUUGUGAAUUGAGUCACAUGAGAGUCAUGGAAAGUGCAUGAAUUAUAACAACACUAGCUGUACUUUAUAAUAAUGCAUGUGUACCUGCUUAUUGAUGCUUAGAAAAGAAAAGUGAAAUUAAUUAUCAGAGUGUGGGUUGUCGGUGUAUGUGAAUUACAGACAAGAUGUAUCAAGCGUGCAUGAACAGUUUUCUUUGGUUAGGUUGUUUCCUGCUCUUUUCACUCCUUUUUGUUGCAAUUGUAAAUGGAACUCUAAUACUUGUGCAGUUGUGAACCCUUUUUUUUCGUAGCAACCAAGUUGCAUAUCUGGGGAAAUAACUUGUCAGUAUGAAAAAUGAAGCAUUAUGCUAAAAAUGUUACUGCAGUAUAAACAUGUUGAUGUUCAGUAGAGAUUGGCAAAUUUUCAACUUCAGUUGCUUGAAACUUGCUGAAAAGUUAAAAAAUAUCGAAUUUGUGCAGAUAGAAUUUAUUAUUGUGGAGACUUAAA
This is a messenger RNA of Patiria miniata (bat star), 2505 nucleotides long. Its product is annotated as histidine triad nucleotide-binding protein 2, mitochondrial-like. Gene Ontology annotation, cellular component: cytoplasm; mitochondrion. The transcript has 5 exons. The record is from RefSeq and is a predicted model, not a curated record. Gene Ontology annotation, molecular function: hydrolase activity. Bases 25 to 600 code for a protein of 191 amino acids. Lineage: Eukaryota; Metazoa; Echinodermata; Asteroidea; Valvatida; Asterinidae.